Messenger RNA from Symbiodinium sp. CCMP2592, 1122 nucleotides. The record is from the annotation of a GenBank genome assembly. NCBI's taxonomy places the organism in Eukaryota, Dinophyceae, Suessiales, Symbiodiniaceae.
AUGGCAGGAGGCGGUCCUUGGAGAAGGGGCUUCGAAGACUGCCUUGGGACCAGUCGAGCGGGUGCUCCGGUCAUCAAGGUCUCCUCAGCUUGCUCCGAAGCUCCAGCUCCCAGCGUGCCGCCAGAGGUGAGAGUGAGCAUGGCAGCCUCCGGACUUCUGCACAAGCGAGGGCACCGCAAGGCAGUUGGGGAUGCCUCGCUGCGGGAGACCUUGGCAGCUGCCUGUGUCCAGGCGACACCGCUGCAAAGACGCUUGAGCGCUGCUCUCCACAACGACGAGGCCAUCUUGGUGGAAGCCCUGGGCCUGGUCUUGGAUCAGCUGUCUGGGAACCACUUGAAGUACUACCCCUUCAAAGCCUUCCCUUCACAUUCCUCGCAGGCCUUCAAUUGUGAUAACAAAGACGACUUCUUGUCGCAGUGUUGCUUGUCGGAGGCGUUUGACGACUUUGCCUCCUCACUGCAAGUGCAGCCGCACCCAGCAGCUUCAAAGCUAACGUUGCUGGGCAGCGACAAUUCGGAGGAGAUUCAAGUUGAAGGUGUGUUGUUAACUGAGUUGAAACCGAGUGCGCAGGAGCAAAUUGGGCGUGCACGAGCCAACUUGCGACGCUCGUUGCGACGCGUGCAUCUGCCGGGGAAUGAGCCAGCCAAGGCUGGCAAGGCGGACCUCGAGAGCCUCGCGGAGCGCGUUCCGUGCAAAGUGCAACUCGUGCAGGCCAAGAGCAGCGGUCCACGGCGCCAGGAGAUGCGUCCCAGCUGCUUCUUGCAAACCAGCGGUACUCUUUAUGAAGAGAAGAGCUUGAUGUGGCUUUCUGUUUCUGACGCAGGGCUCGAUUUCGAAGGUGGUGCAAAUGCUGCAAGGAUUGUGACCAAUGUGCCCUUCGGCAUCGCAUCAGGUGGCAAGCAGGACCCGGUUUCUGGACUUCCAGAGGCAGCAGAGACAUACAGCAGGCUCGGCCGCCUGCUGAGACAGCAGCGAGCCGAGUGGCGAGGCCUCGUUGCUUUCGCGGAGAGCUUCCGCAACCACACAGGUCUGGAGUGGAGCAGCGAGCUCCGCUUCUUGAACGGCAGCCGCUGGGUCGACCUGCUGCAGUGGUCUGGUACCGAACGGAGAGUGCGGCGGUAA